CGCAGAAGGAGAACGUCCGCGGCACAGCAAAGCCAACACAGUCUUGUCUACAGUGUGUGAAAGAGAGGGAGAGAGAGAGGUGGGGGGGAAACAGCUGCAAGCGGAUACUCAACAUCAACAAGCUGUAUGAGGCAUCUGUGAGGAAGAAGAAGGCAUUUGACGAGGGAAGGGGUUCCUGGCGGGUUUCCCUCUUUUUGUGAUUUCAAGAACAGAGGCGUGGAGCUCAGAAGAAUAUCCUACAAGUGGUGAAGCGAUGGUUUAGCGGGGCAAUUUGAUAGGUUCUCUGUGUUUUUUCUACAGCACACUCGCCCGACGACACUGUUAAUUCCGAGCAGCAAUCCCCCAAACAUCUGUGGUCGCUCUCUGGAGGGAGAUGGCUGUUUUCCGGCUGUCGCUGCUGCUGCAAGUUGGAUUUGUGAUCGGAUCAAACCUUAAAUACGCGGAAUGGUCAGGGCACGGGGAGGAUAACGGGGCACGGGAGGCGAUUCACGGCGCUCAGACGCACCGCUGGCAGCUGGCGCAUCUCCGUGCGCCUCAUCACGCUGCCGGGGAGACGGCGGAGCUGCCGCAGAAGACAGACGAGCUUCUACCCAGGGUCGUCACGGCUUUUUUACACACCGGGGACUCGACCACCUUAAAGCAUGCCAACUGCUCGCGAAAGUACGAGCUCACCUCUCUGCGGGGAAGGUCACACGCUACCCCGCAUUACUCCAUGAGCAGCGUGCUGGAUACGGUGCUGCACGCCACAAACUUCCUCAACAUGAUCCUGCAAGCCAACAGGUCCAGGGAGCACAACCUCCGGCGAGACAUUGAGUGGUACCACGCGUUAGUCAGGAGUAUACUGGAGGGAGACGCCAAGAUUCACCGGGCGGUUGUUACUUUUAGCGGGGAUUCAUCCUUCCCGGGGCCCUCGGUGCUUCUUCAAGCCACCAGGGCCGGCGGUGAAAUAGUACUCCAAGACCUCUCCAACAUGGCCCACCGACAUCUGCACAACCGCACAGCAGAGACAGAGUGGUACCACGAAAUAAAAGACAGGAAGAACCCCAAUUUCCAUAAAAGAGCGCUGAGCCAAGAUUUCAGAUCGGUGGACAAUUCAAUGAAAAGAGGAGAGAGUUUUAUUCCGGACAAGACGCACGUCAGAUGGUCUGCGCCCUACUUGGAGUGUGAGAAUGGGAAUUUUGUUCCCCGUUGGCUUUUGACCUUAUCUGCUGCCUUCUAUGGCCUGAAAUCCAACCUGGCUCCUGAAUUCAGGGGAGUGGUUCGAGUGGACAUUAAUCUACAGGAUGUUGAUAUCGACCAGUGCUCCACUGAUGGCUGGUUUGCUGGAACCCAUCGAUGCAACCUGACCACUAUGGAGUGUUUGCCGAUCCGUGGUCACGGAUUUGUCUUGGACAAGUACAAGUGCCACUGCAGGAAAGGUUUCUAUCAUCCCAACAGAGUAGCUGUCAAUGGUUUUACAAGAAUGGGGAGGAAGGGAAAACCUGCAGAUAGCAGUCCCAACACAGAGGAGGAAUCUUCCAGUGACUGCCUGCCUUGCCAGCAGGGUUGCGCCUACUGUAAAGAUGACACCCCCUGUGUGGUACAAGAGGAUGGCGCUCUUCGCAUGGUUGUGGUCUCUUUCCAGUGCCUCUGCAUGCUGAUCGUCUUCAUUAGCAUGGUCCUUAUAUACCACUUUCGUAGGAAUAAGAGUAUCAGAGCAUCAGGUCUUGUCCUGCUGGAGGCCAUCCUGUGUGGGGCUCUGCUUCUCUACUUUCCGGUUGGGAUUCUCUACUUCCAGCCCAGUGUUUUCCGCUGCAUCCUUCUGCGCUGGGUUCGACUGCUGGGUUUCGCUACCGUCUACGGGAUGCUGACUCUUAAGUUGUACAGGGUGCUGAAGGUGUUCCUGUCUCGUACAGCCCAGAGGAUCCCCUAUAUGACCAGCUGGCGAGUGCUACGUCUGCUGGGCAUCAUUCUGCUCAUCGUCUGCUGGUUCCUGGUGGCUUGGACAUCUGCUGUCUGUCAAAACCCGGACAGGAAGUUGGCUCUCAUCGAGGUGGGCUACACGCCCAAUGGGCUGCAGUUCAGCAUGUGCCUCCUGGAUCGCUGGGACUAUAUGAUGGCUGUUGCCGAGUUCCUCUUCCUGCUGUGGGCGGUCUAUCUGUGUUACGCCGUGAGGACUGUGCCGUCGGCCUUCCACGAGCCUCGCUACAUGGCCAUCGCUGUUCACAAUGAGCUUGUGCUGUCAGCUAUAUUCUACAUCAUCAGGUUCACUCUUGCUCCUGAGCUACAUCCAGACUGGAUGCUGCUCCUGUUCUUCACCCACACUCACCUAACUGUCACUGUCACCCUGGGUCUUCUACUCAUUCCUAAGUUCCUGUUUGCUGGCACCCACAUGAGAGACGAUAUCGCGUCUGAGGCCUAUGAGGACGAGUUGGACAUGGGUCGCUCUGGAUCGUACCUCAACAGCAGCAUAACGUCAGCAUGGAGCGAGCACAGCCUGGACCCUGAGGACAUCAGGACACCAGACGAAAUGGGCCAUCUCAAUUCUAUUAAUGGCUGUGGCAUAAGGUCUUGCGACAGCCUUUGGGAAAAACGUGCCAACGAAGAGCUGAAGAAACUGUACUCCCAGUUGGAGAUUUACAAAAGGAAGAAGAUGCUAGCAAACAACCCUCAUCUCCAGAAAAAGCGAAGCUCUAAGAAAGGGCUAGGUCGCUCGCUGAUGAGGCGCAUCACAGAGAUUCCCGAGUCCGUGCAUCGCCAGUGCAGCCGUGAAGAGAAGGAGGUGGGAGAGCAUGGCAGCAAUCGUAACAGCAUCUCCAUGCUGAAGAAACCCCCCUUGGAUACAACUCACCCAGCAAAACCAGCGAAGGAAGAGACACUGAAGAACAAGGUGUUCUCCCUGAAGAAGUCGCACAGCAGCUAUGAUCACGUCCGGGACCAGAAUGAGGACUCCAGCAGCACUGUAAAUGAUAAGAUUGAUGAGAACACAGCUGAAGGGUCCCUCCUGGAUACACUUAUGGGCAAGAAGCUGGUCAAGAAGACAUCCAGUGAGAACAUAAACGCCCCCAGUGAAUCUACAGAAUCAGUUCCCUUGGUUUGCAAGUCAGCCAGCGCCCAUAAUCUCUCUGCAGACAAGAAACCAAUUCAUCCUAGAGCCUCCAUGCUGCAGAAGUCCCUCAGUGUCAUUGCUAGUGCCAAAGAGAAGACUUUGGGCUUGACUGGAAAGACCCAGGGUACAGAGGAAAGCAAUAAGAAGAGUCAGCCAAAGAGCAAAGACACAAAGGCAAAUGUAGAGCCAGAAAAUGAAUGCCAGCCCAAGAUGAUUAUCAGCCAGUCAGUCGAGUACAAACAAAGCACCACAAAAGGCAUAAUCAUGAAACAGCCAGUUAGUGGCAGCCAACCGACAAUCUGCGCCGACCCCAUUAAGGGAAAAGACCUCUAUGAUCUCUCAGAAGUAUGCCCCUGGGAGGUGGAAGAUCUCCCAACUCCAUCUGAAAAUAAGGUUCAAAAGCAUGUAUCUAUUGCACCAAAGGAAACCACAACUGUUCAUGGAGGUAGCACGAAAGGAGCCAAGUCUCAGAAGCAGAAAGGUUCUGAUCAUUCUCCAUCCAGUGGCAGGCACCCAAAGGAGAUUCAGAGGUCAUCGGCUAUUCGAGCAGAUGUGUGCCCAUGGGAAGACAGAGGUGAGAGUCAAGCCAGUCAAGCGGAAGCAUCGAAGCAAUCGGUGUCUCAGUCUAAAGCCCAGCAGCCUCCCUCUUCAGUUGAAAGCUCCAGAACACAUCGGGCAGAUGUUUGUCCCUGGGACUUCGAAGAGCUGAAAAAACCAACAGAGUCAGCUCACUCACCAGACGUGACAAAGCAGAAAAAGGGAACCUCUCCAAUCGAUGUGAGAGAUCCACCUAAAGGAUCACUACAGCCACUAACAUCAAAAGUCGACGUCUGUCCAUGGGAAUUCGACAACAGUGCAGCUGCUCCAGAGAGGAUACCCAGCCCCUCACAAGCACCCAAAACCAAGGAGUCCCCUUCUAAAAAGAAAGGGCCCCCUUUCACAAGAACAGUUGACCAAGAAAAAUCAAAAGACACUGAUGAUGAGAAAAGCAGAACAAAGGUGAAGGACAAGAGUAAAUCUUCAGAGAAACAUGUCGGCCAGCAAAAAAUGGCUGAGGUCUGCCCGUGGGAUGUAGAGAGUCACCAGGAAAUGCUGCUGGUAGAAAAAAGGAAAAGCGCUAAUGUUGGAGCAGCCAAAGAAAAGCAGACGGAAGUCUGUCCGUGGGAUUUUGAGGAAAAAACGGGUACAGACAAAAGUGCUUCUGCAGUGAAACAGAGCAAACCAACUCCUAAAGGGGGGCCUGUAGGUGCUGCUAAAAAGGCAGAUGUUUGUCCCUGGGACUUUGAGGAUAGUACGUCGAGCAAGAAAGCAUGACACUCAACCUUAAUGGACCACUGAUAUAUUAUAAUUAUUGAUGUAUACUUUUUUUCCACUUUGAAAUCGUUAAAUAUCACCUUUUACUAUUAGUACGGUGACUUGGAAGCAAAGUUGAUCCACAAGUUGCCUUCCUUUCCGAGGUUUUGUUCCUGUUUUAUCUAUUUUGGAAAAAAGUGAAAUCUACAAAAAAAAAAAAGUCAUGAUGAGCAUUCCAGAUUAUUACAGGAAACUCCUGAAGAGAAAUUGUAGACUAAUUAUGCAACUUUUAAUUCAUUCUUUUCACUUCAUAAGCAAUGUUAAACAUCCAUGUUCACCAUGUCAGCUGUUCUUACAUUUUCUUUUGCUAUGAUUAGUUCUUGGACGAGACUGUAGAGACAAAUAUUGAUGUGUAUAAACAAGAAAGUAUGAAAUUAAGGUUGAAUUGCAUAACAGGGAAAGUGAAAGCCAAAGAACAAGUGAACAGUUGCAAAGAGGGAUGCAGGUCUCGAAGCUCUAAAGUUAAUUUAUUAGUUUGUCCUUGGCGUAGGAAAGAAAUCAGUCUAUAGCACUUUAGCCAAUUUCACAAAUUAAGAACUGAGGACAGGUUAUGUCCGACUUGUACAUUUUGUCUUCUUAUUUUCAACCACAUGGCAUGAUAUCACACACGAUAUAACACACUGACCAAACUCAGACAUGUUUUGUUUGUUUGUUUGUUUGUUUUUUGUUUAGAUCUAUUUAAUUGUAGUUCUCGGCAGAUUAAAAUGCUUCCAAGUCUGCGGAGAUGUACUGUAUGUGCCUAUCUAACUAGCAUUGUCUUGUAUCAGUCUGAAGAGAAGCGAGUGUCUUCUUCUUCAGCAUUUUGUGAUGGUGAAUUAUAUAAACAGCAUGCACAGCCAGGUAUCGAGAGUAGAUGAAGCCUACCGGUUUGUCAACUAAAACAGUUAAUGUGUUGGCAAAUCUAUAAUGUUGUUUUCAGUUCACUUUUUUGAGACCCUGUUUUAUAGUUUCAAAAGCUAAAGGGUGAUAUUUGAGAGCAGCGUUAACAUGAAUGUGUCAGAUAUGUUCACAUAUGUCAAAAGUAGUGAAGGAAAAGUUAUUUGCACCAGCUUUGUGUAUGAAUCCAGCUUGGAUCUUUGUCUUGCACCAAAUGUGAGUAAGUGUGUGCCUGAGGAUGCAAUAUUUAAAGGACAAAUGAGAUGCAGAAGAUCUGUUCUUGCCUUUGUGUUUACCGUCCUACUGCCUGAACGUAAAAAAAGGAAAGCAACUUCUAUUACACAAUAACAGAAGCAUUCUGGGUAAUUAAAACUUGGGUUCUGUAUAAUAGUUGUGGCCACUAAAUUUUGCCAGAUAGUCCCACAGGUUUUUAAGGAGACUUCUGGCUUAGCUAAAACUGUCUGGAAGUUAUUACUUAGUCUGGAUAAUCAUCCAUCAAAAUUAAACAAAUUAACAUGCUAUGCAUCUGUAGAUUAUAGUCUAAUGGAAUGGCCUAAAAGCAAAAGAUACCCUGUUUGAAAAUGAAGGAGACACUAAUCGCUUUUGGGUCAUGUCAGGAAGGGCAGCUAGCAUAAAUAUCGAAAACGUGGAGAUCCAUGCUGUAGCAACAGAAAGUAACCUUUAGUCAAAGAAAUGAGCUGCCUGAAAUGCUGCUGUGCCUCUGGGACCUCGUUUUUCAUGGACAUAGCUACUUUUUCUGGAUCUUGCAGCGAUAGAUGACUUUGUUAGCUACACUUGUGUCCUACACUGCACUUGAGCCCACUAUGUUUAAGUCAGUCAAUCCCUUGAGAAUAUUGAAAAUGCCCAACUUUACAGUGUGUGAGUGAUCUGACAAAUAUUAUAGAUUAUGAUGCAUUUCAAUGUACUAAGAGUCUAUGCAAGAGGUCUGUACAACAGUUGUAAUGAGUAAAAUGCUGGUAUGUUUUUGUUUACACUCACCUGACAUUUUAUAAGGGCAUCAGCUCCACUGUUCAUUAGCGCAAAUCUUCACUCAGUCAGUCACAUCGUAACUCAGUCCAUUUAGGUAUGUAGACAUGGUCAAAUAGACCUGCUAAUAGGGAAGUUUAGAAUGGGGAAAAUCUGUGAUUUAAGUGACUGAACGUAGUAUGAUUGUGGUUGUCAGAUGAGCUGGGAUGAAUAUUUCAGAAACUGCUGAUUUGUUAAUAUUUUCUCACAUUCCCACUCUAGAGUUUACACAGAAGGGUCCAAAAAAAGAGAAAAAUAUCCAGUGAAUGACAGUUCUCUGGGCAAAAAUGACAUUUUUGAUGUGAGAAGUCGGAGGAGAAUGGCCAAACUGCUUGGAACUGAAAGGAAAGAAAGAAAAAUACUUACUUAAUAACCACUUGUUACAAGCAAGGUAUGCAGAAGAGCAUCUCUGAACCUUGAAGCCGAUGAACUAUAGCAGGAGAAGCCUGUCCUAGAUGCUAUUUCUGUCAGCUAAGAACAAGAAACUGAGCCUAUUUCACAUUGACUCACCAGAACUGGACAAUAGAAGACUGGAAAAAUAUUGCCUCUGGUCUAAUAAGCCUCAAUUUCUGCUCCAACAUUUGCAUGGUAGGGUUAGAAGUUGGAGUUAACAACACAAAAGCAUGGUUCAGUUCUGUAUCAGUGGUUCAGGGUGAUGCUGGUGGUGUUGUAAUAGCUUGGGGGAUGUAGGCCUCUAAUACAAAUUCAUCACCGUUUAAAUGCCACAGCCUACCCAAAGUCUCUGAGGAAUAUUUCCAGGACUUUGCUCGCUAGUACCAGGUUGGGUUAGUUAAGGUAAGUUGAUGACUUAUACCUUCAUCCUCACUUCCACAUGUGGUUCUUUCUGGCUCCAAAAAAAAGAAGAAAUCCCAACAGCAGCCAAAAUACCAAACUCAACUCUUCAUCGGUGAUGUCAUGUUGUUCACAUCCAUCUUUUAUUUACUUAUAUAGUGUUUCAAAGUCUAUGGUCUAGUGCAGAUUAAGCAUACUUGCGUGCAUCAAGUCUGAAAUCUGCAAUAUAGGAAACUCUGGACACAGACAGAGAUGAAUGAAGGUUCAUCAAGUAUGAUCCUAUCUAAAUGAUAGAAACAGUGGCCAUAACUUCCAAAAUAAAAUCCAAGUUUUUAUUCACUGGAUAAUGGAACUGUCAUUGAAUGAUGUGAAAUACUGACAAUAGUGUGACCUUUUAUAUUUAAAGGUUAAGCACUGCUGCAGUUUUUCUUCGCAUCUCCAUAUUAGGCGUCAUUUCAACUUAAAUACAAAUCAGACUGAACCCCCAUUUGUUUAUCAACCUAAUAAGUUCAUAAUUAAACUUAGCAUGGUAGUUAUCAAAUAAUAAUCUGACUAAAUCUUUUAAAGGUUUUGAGAUGUGCCGUGUUUUGUAUCAAAAUGUCUAAAUAGUCACCAUAAACUAUCAAAGUGAAAAAAACACCCCCAUUUAUAUUUGCAGUUGUGUAUCAGUAAAGCAUCCACAGUGCAUUGUGGUAUCUUGUGAGAAUUACUGAUUGUAAUUGUCUGUGUUCAUGUCAAUUUCCUCAGAACCCAUUAGGGGUUGGUAAUGACUACGAUUCAGGCCAGUACCCAUCGGUGAGUUUUCUUGAAUUACUAAAUUUCUUUGGCACAACUCAAAUGAAAACAAUCCAGCAACUGAUAUCAUUUUCUGAGAAUUACCUCCACCUCCAGCCUGUGGGAGGUGUCAGAGAGCACUGAUUGAUUGCAAUCCUUUGAUGGAUCCUUGUGAUCUUUAUGAACCAGAUGUUAAGCGUCAUCUAUCAUCUGAGUCAGGAUUUUAUUGCAUGAGUACAGCGACAUUUGAAAAGCCCCUUCUUUAUUUAAACCUAACUUCGGAGUCACUGCCAUUUUCACUGAACUCAAAGAAUAACCUGCUGCCUCUUUUACUGUCACUGUAGGAAAGUUAUUUCAACAUGGAAAGAUGUGUUUGUUUCAUAUUUGAAAGUGAAAUGGAGCGAACAGAGGCUCCAUGAUUUUGGUUGAAUUUAAUCCCAAAAAGAAAAAGAACCAAAAACAAGCAAUAUGUUAGCAUUUUUAACAACAGAAGGAAUUUUUAUGGUGUAAUUUAUGUUGAUUUUAAAACUAAACCCCAAAAAAUGACAGUGCAACAUCCCAGCACUAAAUGAAGUCACUGUUUUAUGUAACUUUGAGUCUACUUUUUUCAUUCACAAUAGCGUGCUUGCUGCAGGCAUUCUCAGUUCUGCCAGUCCAUCGCUGUAUGUGUAUUGAACAAUGUGAUACAUAACCAAGUGUUUGUUACUGUCCGUCUCUCUGGAAUUCAUCAAUGAGUCUGUGAGUAUUUGAACCUCAGCCAUUUACUCGGGUGUGAAAAUCCAAGACCAUUGUCCUUGUACCACGCCGUGUCCCGUAGCUUCUUUGUCCUCCAAUUGGGUCGUCUCUACCAUGGUGCAUUUUUGUUGGUUAGCUGCUUUCAUUUAAACCUGACUUCUAUUCUCUUGUGACCAAACAAAGUCACACGAAGGCAAAUACAACUACUACUAUCGCUACUACUACUACUACUCAACGCUGUAACGUCGUAAAUCUUGCUCUUGUGGCUUCUGCAUGAAUUCAAGAAAUUAGUAGGACCGAUGUUUCACUGCCCUUGAUAGAACAAAAAAAAAUAAAGAAAAGAAAAGAAAAAAUUGAUCUUUUAUGGACUGUUACAAGUUGUAUAGUGAGUGAUACUGUCUCUAACCCACUGUAUUGUGCUUGUUAUAACUAUUGCUCUAUGACAAGCUUAUAGCAUCAAUAUAUGGGAAUAUUUGGUAGAUUUAUAUUGUGUUAUAUUGUGAUAGCAUGUACAUAAAAGAUACCUCCUCUGCAAUAAAUAUUUAUAUGAAAA
This is a messenger RNA of Neolamprologus brichardi, 9197 nucleotides long. RefSeq names its product G protein-coupled receptor 158a (gene gpr158a). NCBI's taxonomy places the organism in Eukaryota, Metazoa, Chordata, Actinopteri, Cichliformes, Cichlidae. Gene Ontology annotation, cellular component: membrane. Gene Ontology annotation, biological process: G protein-coupled receptor signaling pathway. Gene Ontology annotation, molecular function: G protein-coupled receptor activity. The record is from RefSeq and is a predicted model, not a curated record.